Molecule: messenger RNA, 1515 nt
Organism: Gracilinanus agilis (Agile Gracile Mouse Opossum)
Lineage: Eukaryota; Metazoa; Chordata; Mammalia; Didelphimorphia; Didelphidae
Gene: RRP9
Product: ribosomal RNA processing 9, U3 small nucleolar RNA binding protein
Exons: 15
Coding region: 17-1441 (474 amino acids)
Cellular component (GO): small-subunit processome
Molecular function (GO): snoRNA binding; protein binding
Source: RefSeq, a predicted model, not a curated record
GCAGUGUGGAGUUAACAUGUCUACUACUGUAUCCUCGGGAAAGCUGGGGAAGCUGACAGGCUCGGGUGCAGGGAAGCGACGGCGGAAGCCCGAUGUAGACGGGGAGCCAACCCGAACCAAAGUGGGCACCAAGAAGAGACCCAAGCUGAGCGAGGAGAUUUCCAGCGACUCGGAGCCAGAGAGCCCUGAGGACACAAGAAAGAAAGAAGAGGAAGAUGAGGAGCUGGAAGAGACUGCCCAGGAGAAGAAGCUCCGGCUAGCCAAGCUCUACUUAGAACAGUUGAGGCAGCAAGAGGAAGAAAAAGCCGAAGAAGAGGCCUUUGGCGAUGACCAAGUGGCUGGGCGGCUAAAGGAGGAUGUGCUUGAGCAAAGGGGUCGACUUCAGAAGCUGGUGGCAAAGGAGAUCCAGGCCCCAGUGGCUGCAGACAUCCGGGUGCUUCGGGGCCACCAGCUGUCCAUCACAUGCCUGGUCAUCACCCCUGACAACUCAGCCAUCUUCUCUGGAGCCAAAGACUGCACUAUUAUCAAAUGGAGUGUAGAGAGUGGGAAGAAGCUGCAUCAGAUUCAAAGAGUGAAGAAGGGAACCGAGGGCCAGCCAGCCGGGCACACUGACCACAUCCUCUGCAUGGCCAUUUCCUCAGAUGGCAAAUACUUGGCCACAGGAGACAAGAGUAAACUCAUCCUGAUCUGGGCGGUAGAUACCUGCAAGCACCUCUUUACCUUCACAGGACACCGGGAUGCAGUGUCGGGCCUGGCAUUUCGGAAGGGCACACACCAGCUGUACAGCACAUCCCACGACCGCUCUGUGAAGGUGUGGAAUGUGGCCGAGAAUGCCUACAUAGAGACCCUUUUUGGCCACCAGGAUGCUGUGAUGGCCCUGGAUGGACUGAGCCGGGAGAGCUGUGUGACAGCAGGUGGCCGUGAUGGCACUGUCCGUGUCUGGAAGAUUCCAGAGGAGUCGCAAUUGGUCUUCUAUGGCCACCAGGGCUCCAUUGACUGCAUCCAGCUUAUCAAUGAGGAACACAUGCUAUCUGGAUCAGAGGAUGGCUCGUUGGCUCUGUGGGGCCUCUCCAAGAAGCGGCCUCUCACUGUGCAACAAAAAGCCCAUGGGAUGCGUGGAGAAGAAGGCUUGGAACAGCCAUACUGGGUGUCAUCAGUGACAGCACUGCUCAACACAGACCUCGUGGCCUCAGGAUCUCACAGCUCCUUUGUGCGACUCUGGCAAUGUGCAGAGGGUUUCCGGAAGCUGGAACCACUCUGGGACAUCCCUCUGGUUGGCUUCAUCAACAGCCUCAAAUUCUCCAGUACUGGAGACUUCCUGGUGGCGGGUGUUGGGAAGGAACACAGGUUAGGACGCUGGUGGCAAGUCAAAGAUGCCAAGAACUCGGUCUGCAUCAUCCCUUUGCGGAGGGUUCCUCCUGCCCCCGCUGCUGGCUCCUAACUUGCCUUCUUCAGAAAUGCUCCCUUGUUUAUUUAACUCUUUUCCCUGCCCUCACCUUUUGUAUUAAAGCCGUU